This is a messenger RNA of Nematocida minor, 1389 nucleotides long. RefSeq lists its product as uncharacterized. The transcript has a single exon. NCBI's taxonomy places the organism in Eukaryota, Fungi, Microsporidia. The record is from RefSeq and is a predicted model, not a curated record. Bases 1 to 1389 code for a protein of 462 amino acids.
AUGAUCUACAGAAGCGUUCGUAAGUUAACGUUGGUUGUGAUGCUAAUAUUGCUAUCUAGUGCAGCUGCCUGCAUGCAAAGCGAAGAAAUUGCUAGCUACCGCGCGCGCAUGCAGAGUGGUGGAGAUGUAAUCAAAGAGCUGUUGAAAAAGUCUGUGGUGGCUAGGUACAGAGCCAAGUAUAUAUUGAAAACCCUCGAAGAAUUUUAUUGCGAUGCAUCCUUUGAGAUAUUUCCAGAUGCCAUACAGAUAUCCGUUAACAUUCUGAGAAGCUUCCAAAAUACAGGAUACAGCGACAUUGUAGAGGGAGACAUAAUACUCACUAAAAUGUACGAUUGGGAUGUCUACAUCAAAAAGAUAAAAAAUCCCGAAGAGCACGAUUUCAGUCCAUUAGACGACCUGCUGUACGAUUCAGAACAGCAAAUUAAAAAAAUAGAAAGUUGUCUUUUUGCGAUAAGCAACGCAACUGGGUAUAUCAGAGACUAUCUCUCAAGAAUACUUGAGACUAAGCUUGUUGGGUUGGCAUCGCCUGAUCUUCUGUCUCUGUCAAAGAUGGGAUACAGCCUGCCCGAAACUUUGAAUUGUCUUCUGCUGACAAAAGAGUCGUACAUAUUCUCUCCAAAAGAAAAAGAAGAUCUGGUGCAUGAAGCAAAACAGUACUUAGGAUACACAACAGAAGAAGAUUUGCUAGAGAUAUUUGACGGUCUAGCAAAGAAAGAUUUCAAGAAGAACGGCACUUAUAAGCUGCUCUCAGAGGAUCAGAAGAUGGUGAACAUUCUUAACGAUGAGCUGGCAGAGUAUCUUAUCAGAAAAACAGAUAGCGCCAUAUCAAAAGAGGUGCUUAGUAAGCACAUAGAUUGCAUAAAACAGAUAGAUAGAUCAGAAGAAGAUCUUAAAGACCUGAUCAUUUUUGAAGAAGACGCCCCGAGAAACCUACUCAUAUUCGUGUUCCUGCACACACUUCUUGCAGACAGCAGUGCUAAAACACAGAGCAUAGCAGACAAGUUCAAAAGGUACAUUAACAGCGAAGAAAAUACACACAAAGAGCUGAAGCCCAUACUUGCUGAGAUACUAGACGCGUGCAAAGACAACAGUAUGGACGGACUGAUAAGUGUAGUAGAAAGGUACGCACCCGAGCUAGCUGAGCCGUAUAGAAGGCUGUACAUCACGGAAAAAGAGGAGACAGAAAAAGAAAAAUUAGAAAGAAUAUUCAAAGAAGUUGAGAAAGAAGUGAGCCAGCGCAGAAGAAGAGGAAACUGCACUCAGUUGAUAAGAAGAUUUACCAAAGCCCUGGAACUUAAAGAGUGCGACAGCAGAGACACAAAGGGAAGCGACAGCGGAAACGAAAGCUUGCAGCUUAAAGAAAGCCUGUCAGAUCUAGACGGAUAUUGA